This is a messenger RNA of Meriones unguiculatus (Mongolian gerbil), 8366 nucleotides long. It is a transcript of the gene Sgcz, whose product is annotated as sarcoglycan zeta. Bases 1203 to 2138 code for a protein of 311 amino acids. The record is from RefSeq and is a predicted model, not a curated record. Lineage: Eukaryota; Metazoa; Chordata; Mammalia; Rodentia; Muridae. Gene Ontology annotation, cellular component: sarcoglycan complex; sarcolemma. The transcript is spliced from 8 exons. Gene Ontology annotation, biological process: cardiac muscle tissue development; heart contraction.
UUCAAAUUUUCAGAUUACAAGUGCAAUGCACUGACCUGUUAGAAUGAAUUUAAAAGAACCAUUUUCCAACAGAAAACUUGUGUUAUCAUGAGAUGCAUCGUGAAAGGAUUAUCUCUUAACAAUCUUGCUUCUCGUUAUUUAAAAAUUAGUAUUUAAAGGUAAAAGCAACCUGGCAUUUAAACAGCUCAGCUCUAAUUGGAGGCAGCCAAGAUCUAAUUGGAUGCAUGAAAACGGUACGUGCGAGCCUGUGUCUCCCGGUGCUUAUUCGAGCAAGGAGCUUUCACAGCGUAAGUGAAUUAAAAUGCCUGUCACCUAGCGGGUUCCGGACAGAGGGCAGUCUUUAAGACCCAGCGACUGUAUUUGUCUGGAGAGGAAAUGUUGCUUUUUGACAGAUGAGAGAAAUCCCCUUAGUGCUGGCUCUGGGAAGGCAGAAGCGAAGUCAAGUCACCUGGCGGUGAAGGCCAGUAAAACAGCAAAGCGGGAGGAGAAUUGCUGUCUCCCUCUCCUCUCUCGCUCUUUUCUCUCUGUGGGAGCCACCUCCUAUUCUCUCAACUCUUUUAGCAUAACCUUCAAAGGAGAACGGUCCCUUCAGACUUUAUUACCGUCUUUUCCCCACUGAGAGAAUACCUCUUAGCUACAAGACAUUUUUAAGUCUAUGCAGGACUUCGGGGAUUCGGUUAUCUUGCCGGGGAAAUUGAUGAUUGCUAAUGUCUGGGACUCACAGCGUGCUAAAUUAGCUACCAGAGUAUGCCUGACGGAGGAAGGCUUUUAUCACAUACUCUUCUCUCCAGUUUGAACACAUUUGCUUGAAUUUUGCCGCAUGAUGCUGUCCAGGGAAGCGGCUUUUUUUCUUGGGAUGCAGCAACUCGCUGGUUUCUAAGCUUAUUGCAGAAGAAAUAAUCUGAAACAGAGUGGAUAUUUCCCCCUUCCUCUGCUCGAUUCGACUGAGCCGUGUUGCACCUCGGUAAAGAUCACCUGUCCCCAAAUCUUCGAAGAAGUAAAACAAAGUGAAUUAUCAUUCGUAUUUAUUUAUUUAUAUUAUUUUUAACCGGUGGAGGCGGCGAGACCACGGAGAAUGAGACUGAGAGACGGUGCCGGGGCUUGGAGGAGGAUAAGGCUGAGUUUCAGCUGGAAACUAAAAGACUAGACCGUUUCGGGGAGCAACUUGGCCGGUUCCUCUCCACUUCGUCUAGUUUCGCUCCAUGGACAGAUCCAGGGACCUGAACAUCCAGGAGCUCAAGAUGACUCGAGAACAAUACAUAUUAGCAACACAACAGAAUAACCUGCAGAGACCUGAAAAUGCACAACUUUAUCCUGUGGGGAUUUAUGGAUGGCGAAAGAGGUGCUUAUACUUCUUUGUCCUUCUGCUGUUGGUUACCAUGAUAGUUAACUUAGCCAUGACAAUAUGGAUAUUGAAGGUUAUGAAUUUCACUGUGGAUGGUAUGGGGAAUCUGAGAGUCACCAAGAAGGGAAUCCGACUUGAAGGUAUAUCUGAGUUUCUACUUCCAUUGUAUGUGAAAGAAAUUCAUUCCCGAAAGGACAGUCCACUGGUCUUACAGUCUGACAGAAAUGUUACAGUGAAUGCAAGAAACCACAUGGGGCAACUCACUGGACAGCUGACAGUCGGCGCAGAGGCUGUCGAGGCCCAGUGUAAAAGAUUUGAAGUGAGAGCCAGUGAAGAUGGCCGGGUGCUGUUUUCUGCAGAUGAGGAGGAGAUAACGAUUGGGGCUGAGAAGCUAAAAGUUACAGGAACUGAAGGAGCAGUAUUUGGUCACUCUGUGGAAACACCUCACAUCAGAGCAGAGCCAUCCCAAGACCUCAGGCUUGAAUCACCAACCAGAUCCUUGAUAAUGGAGGCUCCACGUGGGGUCCAGGUGAGCGCUGCUGCAGGUGACUUCAAGGCUGCCUGCAGGAAGGAACUGCACUUGCAGUCCACAGAAGGGGAGAUUUUUCUAAAUGCAGAUACAAUCCGGCUGGGAAAUCUACCAAUCGGUUCCUUCUCUUCUUCACCAAGCCCCUCAAAUUCUCGACAGACAGUGUAUGAACUGUGUGUCUGCCCCAAUGGCAAACUCUACCUUUCUCCAGCUGGGGUAGGCUCCACCUGUCAGUCCAGUAGCAGCAUUUGCUUGUGGAGCUGAAGCGACUGAUUUCUCCUCACACCAGAAAAGCCUUUUGUUCCCGUCCGUCUGCUUCACGGUUUUGCUCGGUUUCCCCUGCGAUCAGUCCAGAGCUUCUUCAGAUGGACCACAGAGCAAACUGUUCCAGGAUCAGCAGGGACUGGCCUCCACCUUUCCUGAUUCACCAUGCUCAACACAGUGUGACUGACUCAGCCGUGGGAAAAACCUCUUCAGCAGGAAACCUGGAUCGUGACCUUUGCUCGAAAGGGAGAAUAAUUUAGGUGCCUUUGCUACGUGGAGUGAAGCACACAGUUUUAGAUUUUUGCAGAACCUGGCUACGAACUGCGCACGAACACAUUACCCGGUUAAAUUCCCAAAUCCAAUGGCGAUAUGAAACACUUAACCCCUUCAGAAGACUAAUUCUGCUGUCUGAAAGCACAAUUUUCCAUUCAUCUUUUUUGGACGUAAACUUUUAUUCCCAGAAUUUUAAAAUUUUGAAGCAUUAUGUAAUGCUUGCUUUACUAAAAAAAAAAGAAAAAUUAAAUUCAAUACAUGAUUUUUAACUAAAUGAAACGACGAGACAGAAUCUUUCCCUGAGUUUUUUGUUUCUUUCAAUUCAAUAUGUUGGUACUCUUUGUCUAUUAAGUCUGGAAUUUUGUACAUUAGAUAAUUUUGAAAGCUCUCAGCAAUAUAAUAUUUUAAAAAUUAACAAAAAUGCCAUUAUGCGGUCAUUGGUCAGAUCGGGAUGGCCUUACAUAGUAUUUAUGUGGCUACUGCAUGUGACACGUUUACUUUUAACAAAACAUCUGAAUACAGGACAGGAGGGAGGGAUGUACGGAUGAUGUGGAAUCCAUCAGUCAUUUCCUUAGAAAAAACCCACAUGGUGUCCCUUACUUUCGGGUGUUUUAACAACACCCUUUGGUUUGCUCCAUUUACAUUAAACUUGAUUUUAACUGCAAAAGUUAAACCACCUUUUAAUUAAAUGCUAAUGUUAUGCAUAAUGCUGAGAACGAAUUCACUUUCCACAGGGACAUCAUCUUCAAGCUUAGUGCCCAUCUUUUAAUUUGAGGUUAAUGUUUAAGGAGGAUAGAAAUUAAAUUAUAAAUUCCAGAAAAGAAAAUGGUAAGAAGGCAAAUGUUCAGAAGUUGGACAUAUGCUUUCUCGGUUGAGGACUCUAGUCACACUCCUAUUCGACUAUUAGCGUUUAGCUGUUUUUAUUAGACUGUUAAGCUAUAGUUCGCCAUGAACCACAGCUCUGUCCAUGCUCCACUGUCCAAUAUUAUAAGUGAGUUCCUAAUAAAUAACUCUGGGGUAUCAUAGAUUUGUUCAUCACAGCACUCUUAAACUCAAAUUUUCGAAACCGACACAAUACAAGAAUGCAAACUUGUAUUGUAGAUUUCCUAGUUUUAGAAGGUGAUUUGAUGACUCUAAGGUAAGUCCUUAAUUUCUCCCAUCAUUCUCUUCUUGUACCGUUGCGUACCAUUAACAGGUGUGUGGAAGUUGCAUUUCAGGGCUCAGUGGCGGCAGAAUCUUUGAAAUUCUGUUCUGUACAGCUGAGAGUGAAGGAAAAGAUUGAAACAUGUUUAAGUAAUUUGGUUAGUAAAAAUGAAAAAAAUUUGGAUAAGUCAACGGGCACAGUGAGCUGUUUGGCCAGAGCAAUCUCAUUUGUAUUUCAGCAUAUCCAGUAACAGGCAAAACUUCAUAUGACUGAGCGCAUUCCACAGUGUGCAGAAGGUGAGGCAGUUCACUUUGAACAUUUUAGAAGUCGUAUCGGACUUGUGCUUUGGGGUUAUUAUAAAACAUAUGAAUCAAUAUCAAAAUAAAAGUAGAGAUACAUCAUUUCUUGAAAAGUCAUAACAGAGAGCCGAAUACAUUUCUAGCAAAAAUUACUAUAGAAAGUUUGCACAUUAGUCUUUGCAAACUAGAUACACAGCAUAUAACACAAGAAAUCUGAGAGUCGUGGGUGCUGAUCACUGUGUUAUGUUGAAGAAGAUGCUCUGCAUUAAUUUGGGACAGACCAAUGCUUUAACCAUGCUAAAUUAAGACAAUUAGAGAAUUUUCUAAUCAAAGGGUGUUAAUCCUUGUGGUUUGUAAUUCUCCCUGUUUCUAAAGUCUUUCGCUAAUCAGUUAAGCUGAGUUGGGCUAUCUGAGAAUGUCUCCAGGCUUCAGUUUACCAAGAACACUUCACAGACUUUACAAUAAAACUACCAAACAUCCUCUGAAGGCUUCCUCUAGCACUAGCAUGUUCUAAGAACAUAUAUUUCACAAGGUAAAAGUGAACACUCAAAAUGUAUAUGCAUAGCACAAGAUGCCAAGGAAAAGGGUCAUGAGUCUGAGGCCAGCGUGGUCUACAGAAGGAGACCCAGGACAGCCAGGACUAUCUAGAGAGACCCUGUUUUAAGAAAGCAAAAAUAAAUCGGAAAACAAAAACAAAAGAAAUUAAGAGGAAGGCUGGCAGACUUUUCAACUCAAAGAUAUUCUGAAAAGUACAGGCAGAUUUAGAAUGGGAAGAUGUUCAACUAUAAAAGAGAGAAUGGUGUAGAUGACUUCCUGAUACAAUACUAAAAUGAAUGACUUGAACUGAUUGAUUGUUUCAGGUUCAUCAAGUGCAGUAAUCUCAAAGCUUAAGCUUCUGUUACAGGCUUAGAAGAUGUACCUUAUGGUCUCUGAUUUCCUACUAAAGAAUCAUUGUAUCUUUAAUGAUAAGAAGGUCCAGGAACUGAAGAAUAUAUUUAUCCAUUGCUUUCCAACUGUAAGUUUUGCUGAUCAGAAUGAAUACACACACACACACACACACACACACACACACACCCUGCACCUUAUUUAAAUAAUGCAAAAUCUAUCUUCUCUAAAUCACACUGGAAAGAUAGUACUUUUAGAUAUGCCACAAUAGACUCUACUCAGCUGUGAUGAUUUUCAUAGCUUCAUGUUUGAGUUUAGAUCCAAUGGGCAAGACAGGAAAUGGAUGAAUUAGAGUAGGAAAAUUGCUGUUAGGAUCCAGAAAUGAAUGAACUUAGAUACAUUUUUAAGUUCAGUUUCUCUAGGGCUAAAAAGAUAUAUAAAGAGCAUUGUUUUAAGUUUAUAGUACUUCAAUAGUGAAAUUUUUAAAAUAUAAAAACAAUUCAAACACACUAAAAAACAAAGUGGACCUUGCCAGGUAUCUCCAAUACCUGACACUGGGCUUACUUAAUUUUUAUUCUCUUAAAUUUUAACUGUCUUAAUUUUUAUUAUGCAUCAUAAUUUUUAAACCAGGGAAGAUAAUUAUUUCUCUACUUUUAGAAAAUAACAAUAUUCAGUUACAGCACAAUUUGGAAAUCUUAGACUUUAGUGCCCCAAAUUUUUAUCUGUAGGAAUUCUGAAUUAGGUUCCUUGUUAUUUAUAAUGGUUUAAAUUCUCUUUAGAAAUAUUGAAUCAUUUUGGCUGCAGUAUAGAUCUCUAUGAGGAAGGUAUACUAAGCUAGAGCAUUCUCUUUGGUCAUGUUCAUCUCUUAAUUUUACUGAUUCUUUUAUGAAGGCUUUUAAUGAUCUUCACUAAGUCCAUCAACCUCUGCCCUUCUGGAAUUUGUCAUUAUCUGCUCCUUAAAGAGAUGUUCAUGAGUGUCAAACGAAUGAACAAACAAACAAACAAAAGCUCUCAGUAUCCUCAGUAUCCUAUUCUUUUUCUUCAUAUUCCUGGUUUUGCUCUUACCAAUUGAACAACAUUUCCCUUUGAGGAAAUCAUGUUUGAUUCAUGUGUUAAUUAAAAGAAGAAUGUUUGUGGCUAUUAUUUAAAAUACUGUUUAAGACUUAAAAAUAACAUCUGCCGAAUGUAAGCAUCCUGCUUACUGUCUUAUUAUUGACUUUCAUCAAACAACAACAACAAAAAAAAACAUACACACACACACACACACACACACAGGUAUUUGAAAAAAAAAUGUGUUUUGUUUAACAUGGACAAGUACUGAAAUUUUUAUGCCCAACAAAGUUCCUUAAAAUUCUACCACUCAAUUCAGCAGUGCCUCAUUUCCCAAACACACCAUUGGUACAGUAAUACCUUCAAUGGAUUUCAUCAUUACAAACGUAGUAUCUCUUUGUAAGGAAGCUAUAGCUAGAAAAAUAUCUGAUGUUGUUAGCAUUAUAGUUUAUAGCCUCCAAUGUCAAUAUCACAUUAAAUUAUAAUUGAGACUAUCUAAUGGUCUAAUUCUCUAAAUACAACACCAUCACCAAACUCAUUUUUGAGUUUUAUGUAUUUGAGGUAUUUGUUACCUCAUCUGCAUGUAGCUUUGGUCUAAUUAGAAUUGCUCAUGUGACCCUUCUAAGACAUUCAGUAAGUUAUUUGCUACAUAAAUUAGCAUAUAUUAUGGUAAUGAUUACUGCAGAAUGUCAUUAUCAAAAAGGAAAACAUCACAUUUAUCCCCAAUUAUAAAUUAAUGAAUGAUCUCAUUCCACACUUCUGUAGAUAUUGCUUUAAACUGUAAUCUAGUAGUCACUGAAAUGUCAAAGACCAAAGACCAGGAUUUCUAUUAUAUUUAACUCUAGACCACUAUUGCUUCUACUAAUUUAUUCAAUAAAUAGGGGUUAUAGUGAUGACACAGGAAGUAAACACGCUUCUGGCAGGAAUCUGAGCUACAGCCAUUAGUUACCGCUUUAGUUGUAGAAAGAACACUUUAGAGUGUGCUCUGCAUAUUUUUUAUACACAUGAAAUGAAUGCCUCAGUAUUCUAAAAACCAGGAUAUAAAGAUGACAUCCAAAGUGGUCUCAGGAUGGAAUAACUUAGUUGGAUUUAAAAUUUCAUUGCUUGCCAAAAAAAAAAAAAAAAAAAAUCUCUGGAAAAUAGGAUUAAUCUGAAAUACUUCUAGAACUAGAGGGCUAUUUUUUAAGUGCUAAUUGACAUGGGUCAGUCUCUAGGAUCAUAACAACAAGUGUGAAAGGAUGUGAGGUACAAUGAACUAUGAUUCUUUCUGGGUUUCUAGUCUUAAUAUUUCAUUUGUUUCAAUAUUUAUAAAUAAAAGCCAAACAGGGUUAAAGAUGUGCAAGGAUAUUUACUAACAAUGGAGACACACUAUUUGGAGUUUAUUUUAUUUUUUUUUAAUUUAUGCAGUUCUUUAAAUCAGGUCCACUAUUCAUUUACUUUGUUUUGUAACUUUAAUGUAAAUGUUUUCUUGUAUAUAUAGAUAUAUGAAAAAUGGAACUAUUUUCUUACACAUACUAUGCAAUACGUUUGUAUAAUUGCAAAAUUACCAAAAUUACAAAAGCUGUGCUUUUGUACUCUAUCUUGCUUUAUGUAAAAAAAAAAAAAACAACCUUUUUCUAUUUAAAAGGACUCCUUCCUAUGAACUGUAGAUAACAUACCUAUUCAAAAAUCAGUCUGUUGUAUCUUUUUGUUUAGUUUGGGUGGGGUCUAUUUAUUUUAGGUGAAAACACAGCAAAAUUUUGGCAUUUGAAAUUCUUUUCUCAAAAAUGAGUCCUUAUGAAGCAUGCAAUGAGCCCAUAUCAUUUAAGAUCUCUCUUGUAAUUCUUGUAUUUUUGUCCUGAUUUCGGUGCUACUGUGUAACCAUGAUUAAAUGUGAUAGUCAAACAAAGAGGAUCAGAACUCAGGUGCUAUCAUUUCAUUUAUCUUCCUGAAAGAAAAAAAAAACCUUUUGGGGAAUAUUAGCCUUGAAUAGAGACCUUUCCAAUAGCAUGUUGUCUGAUAAAUAUCACUUCUAUGAAUAUAUGUGCUUUGAAAAAUUGAGAUUAAUAUAUACGUUGAUAAAAGUUCUCUUAAACCCAUACACAGAGAAAGUAAGAAUCUAAAAAUGAUUUAAAAAUAAGAUGAAUUCACUUACCAGGAAAUUAACAAAUAUUUUAUCUGUUGUGAAAUCCUGCUGGUAUGUACUUGGUAUAAAAUUAGAUAAGUCUGUUGUGUGUACAAAAACCUGUAUGUUCAUAUGCCUAUUUUGUGCUAGGUCAAUACUCCACGGUAAAUUUGAACACCAUAUCGGCUAAUCAGUAUUCUUUUUUAGGUUUCAUUUCUGCUUUCUUCUGCUAUAUUCAGGAAAGAACUGGUCCCGUUUGAAAAAAAAUGACAGGAAUGUUGUUAUUACGUAACCAUAUGAACGGUCCAUUUCUGUGAUCCUCUGAGAGGGGCAUUGUUCUCUUUAUCAACUCGAAAAUCAUCAGUAGCCACUGAAGGUGUCUUUUUGGAAAACAAUGAUAACCUUCUUUAUUUCUCGUCCAAUUACUUUUAUAAACUAGUCCAGAUAUUUAAAACAAAAAUAGAACAUUUACA